Molecule: messenger RNA, 1263 nt
Organism: Closterium sp. Naga37s-1
Lineage: Eukaryota; Viridiplantae; Streptophyta; Zygnematophyceae; Desmidiales; Closteriaceae
Source: the annotation of a GenBank genome assembly
AUGGGGGUCAUAGAGCGGCCAUGCACCGAGAGAGCAAGAGUGUCACACUCUUGCCGACGGAUUGGCGCAGAAGUUGUCCGGCCGACGGGGACUGAGCGUGGGGCCAACGUGGGGCUGAACGUGCCAGCGGUGGAAGUGCGCUUCGAGGACGUGAACGCCGAGGCGGGCGUGUACGUCGGCAUGCGCGCGCUGCCCACGUUCCUCAACUUCACGCGCAACUCUCUCGCCAUGAGCGGCGCUGCGGUCGCUGCGCGUGGUGCCGGACUCGCGGCGCCCGUAUCCGAUCCUGCACGGGUGUUCAGGCGUGCUGCGGCCGGGCCGCGGCCAGGCGCCAGCAAGUCAACGCUCAUGCAAGUGCUACCAGGCUGCCCCGACAAGUCGCUCAAGGUGUCGGGCAGCGUGACCUAUAACAGGUAUGUUUUUAGCGAGUUCGUACCAGAGCGCACAGUAGUGUACAUGCCGCAAAACGACAAGCACAUCGGCGAGAUGACCGUCCGGGAGACCCUCGACUUUGCCGCGCACCUGCAGGGCCCGUGGCUCAGGAAAGACCUAGUGGCGGAGCUAGAAAAGCGAGAGGGGGAGCAGGGCAUUGUGCCGGACCCCACUAUGGACGCCAUCACGAAGGCAAUGGCGCUCGAGGGCAAUCCCACCAACGUCAUCACAGACUAUGUGCUCAAGGGGCAGACAACUUCGCCUCGGCGGGAACGGGCGGGGCAGCAGGCGCGAGGACACGGCCAGCCUGAGUCACCGACGACGGCGCAGAUCGAGGUGCGGGAAGAGGCGACAUCCCCACAGCCGCAGGCGCCGGGGACGAUGAGGCAGGAGGGGCACUUGCGGCCGACGCCACGGCAAAAGGCCGUGGCGAGUACGAAUAAUACUCGUCGCCAAUCGACACGGGCAUCGCGGGGCGGACGAGGGUGCGGACGAGGAGGAGCGAUUGGAAGGGGAGGCGGACCGGAGAAUGGCUUCCAGAGGGAAGCACGCCGCGCCUUAACUCGAAGAGUGGAAGACGAUGAAGCUGAGGAGGAGGGGAGAGACCCUACCUUUAUAGCAGAGGUGGUGGAAGAAUCCACCACGGAAGAAUCGGGGGAGCUAGUGGAGGAGGAACGGGAAGGCAGGCGCCGGGGAAACCCAACACCAUGCCGAGCCGCCCCAAUACCAGCUGCAGCAGGUGGCGAAUCGAAACAGCCAGGACCGGACACCACCGCAUCAGAGACCCGCCAAUUCUCGCCUGAACAACUGGCCAAGGACUUGAUGCCAUAG